Messenger RNA from Xiphophorus hellerii (green swordtail), 2549 nucleotides. It is a transcript of the gene pik3ip1, whose product is annotated as phosphoinositide-3-kinase interacting protein 1. Bases 379 to 1209 code for a protein of 276 amino acids. The record is from RefSeq and is a predicted model, not a curated record. The transcript is spliced from 6 exons. Gene Ontology annotation, molecular function: signaling receptor binding; endopeptidase activity. Lineage: Eukaryota; Metazoa; Chordata; Actinopteri; Cyprinodontiformes; Poeciliidae. Gene Ontology annotation, biological process: negative regulation of phosphatidylinositol 3-kinase/protein kinase B signal transduction.
AAGCUUUAGAUGUAGCAUGCAGAUAGUGACGGAUAAAACUCCAUGGUUAGAUUAAAUACGGAACGAAAUGAAUGUUGAUGAUUUCUCUCAAGGCUGAAAGCCAAGAUAAGAUGACAGACUGUUUGGAGCUGAAGUUUAAAAUUAGAGUGUGAGAGAAACUGAUGAGGAGGCUUUAGGACCUUGAGAUUUGCGCUCCUCCCUCUUUUCCUCCUCCUCCACUGAAGGCUGUUUACGAAGAAAGCUUCAGCUCUGACAAAAACAAGGGCUGGGACUGAAGCGAGAAGAGCAGUGUGUCUGAUGCAUAGGCUCCUCACUAAUUUCGAUCCUCCAAUACUUACAAAUUAUUAGUUUUAGAAAAAGGAGGGGGAAAAAAUCACCAUGUUUUCGGUGAAUUCAGUCCGGCAGCUUUCCAAAAUGUUUUUUUCUUUGCACAUUGUUUUUCUGAGCGCGGCCAUCGUGGAAGGCAGCACACCAAGUGGGGGACAAAGAGACUGUGUGAGAUCCAGAGGUUUGUACUACAGAGGAGAACAACAGAGCUCCUCCACAGGUCUGACUUGUCUGAACUGGAUCAAUACAACAAGAGACUAUGAUGUUGAAAUGCACCCAGAUUCACAGACAGGUGCUGGAGAUCACAAUUACUGCAGAAACCCAGACGCCUCUGAGGGGCCUUGGUGCUACAUUGCAGCCCCAGAUGGAACAAUCCAGAGGCAGUUCUGUGCAAUUGAGAUGUGCAAAGAGCAAACAACAGCUGCGCCAGCUGAGGUCGGGUCCCUCAGACCUACAGAGAUCACUUCCUCCACGCAGCGCUUCCAGGCAGCCACGCCAAGUAAACAGAGAGAUGUUGCUGCUGUGCAGCCAGUGAUGGGCGUCAGCCAGAGAGUGAGAACAGGGCCUAAAAAGAAGAAGGACCUGGGAACUACUGGCAUGGUCCUGGGUAGCCUUAUGAUGGCAAUUAUAAUCAUCCUUGGAGUGGGCAUCACACUUGGCUACUUUUAUAAAAGGGGUCAAAACUUGAAGAAGCAGCAUGAGCAGCGGCGGUACGAGCGUGAGAUGCAGAGGAUCUCCCUGCCCCUGUCAGCCUUCUCCAACCCCACCUGUGAGCUCAUAGACGAGAACACCAUCGUGAUCAUGGCCGAGCACGAGACCACCCCGGUCCAGGAGGGCGGAGACCCGCUCAUGGGUCAGCACGCCGGUACUCCUGGAGCAUGAGAGGAGCAUGGAUUCCUCAAACUGGACCAGAACCACUCCCACGUCCCCAUUUCUCCUUUCCGCCUCACUGAGGGAGCUCAAGUUUUAGAAGAGUUGGGGAGCAGCGUCAGCUCCAAAGACUAAACUGUCUGCUGUGUCAUUUGUUCCCCGCUUUAAUCUGUUCAUUUUUUUUUCUCCUUAAUAAGUGAGACACAGAUGUUCUUCAGUAAAACAGACACAGUGGCAACAAACUAGAAAAACCACUAAAGUAUUUUGUUUUCUACAGAACAGUCUAUCCUCAGUUUGAGCUUUAAGUCAAGUGGACUUUGACUACAUCAGUGUUUGUUGGAAAGCGGGUCUUUGUACAAAGAUGACGAUUGGAACGGGGAGAUUUCUGCUAUCUUUUGUUUUUCUUAAAGAGGCAAGUCGAAUUUGUCAGGCUUUGAUUUGCGUGUCCCACUGGCUGUGCCGCGGGAGAACAGAAACAUGUUUAGUACGAAGAGUGUUUUUUGUCUUGCAGACACCACUGACACAGAUGUGUCCAUAAAUAGUCAUGCUCCUCUGUUACAGGAUGCAUCAUGUAAACAACGGAGCAUGAUGCACUGAAGGAAGAGGCCUCCAGCUCUGAAAUUGCCUUAGCAUGAUACGUCUGAAUGUAUCCUGUUUGUUCUGAUAGCGCUCUUUGGCAAACGGAAGAAGACUUGCCCCUUUCAUCCACAGGUUAAGGAGUGACAGGAAAAUACAAGAGUUCUCUCUGUAUGCACGAGACACACUAGUUAGUCCUCAGGGGAAGACAGCCCUGCCACAACACACAACAUAACGAAAGCCUGGAUUCAGUCUCAGCAGGGUAUGACAGUGUGUUGCCUAUAGAUUAGCUUCCUAAAGUAUCAGAGAUGAGUUGUGCAUCUCAGAGUAGACAUUGGGAAUGGAGUAGAGCAGGAACAACCCCACAGUUUGGCGUUUCUUAAAACAGUGAAAAACCUGAUUGCAUGUGCAUGACUAUCUGCUGUAUGUUUGUCAUUCAGGGACCAUAAUGCAUCCCAUUAAACAGAACUGCAGUUUUCAUUAAACAAAAAAACAUGUAUAUAAGUAGAAAUCAUCAGACAGGGAAGGUUUUAGUUUGUUCCUUUUGUUGCACUGUUACUUCCCGAUGGGUUAUUGGUUGUCGUGUGAUCACUCCAGAUGAUCUGGUGUUGUUAGACCUUCACCUGCAAUCAUUGAUUGCUGGUGUUUUUUCUGUUGGCUGUAAUAGGUUUUUUCACAACGUACUAUGAGUACUGAUGUUCAGCAUUUGAUUUUUAGCACUUGUGUGACAUUUGUUGUUGCUCAGACUGAAAUUAAAAACAGACUCUUCAGUGUAA